Python bivittatus (Burmese python) is the source of this 2059-nucleotide messenger RNA. RefSeq names its product ribitol xylosyltransferase 1 (gene RXYLT1). Gene Ontology annotation, cellular component: Golgi apparatus. Gene Ontology annotation, biological process: protein O-linked glycosylation via mannose. Gene Ontology annotation, molecular function: ribitol beta-1,4-xylosyltransferase activity. The record is from RefSeq and is a predicted model, not a curated record. NCBI's taxonomy places the organism in Eukaryota, Metazoa, Chordata, Lepidosauria, Squamata, Pythonidae.
UUGAAGUCCACGCCGCUUAAAGCGGCCUAGUUGGAAACAACACUACGGCAAGCAAACCCAAGUUCAAUUCGCAUCAGGCAAAAGCAGCAGCCGGCCAAGCGUGGCGUCACGGCGCGGGGUCUUUCUCCCCCUGCGAAAGAUGGCUGCCCCCGUUGGGCUGUGAAGGAUGCGGCUGACUCGGAAGCGGUUCUGCUCCGCGUUGUUGAUCGCCUACUUGGUCUUUUCCCUCUACGCGGCUUACAGCGUCUUUCUGAAGCCUCGCCGGCCUGCUGACGCACGGGCGGGCCAGCGGGAGAAGCAGGGGCGAGAACAUGCUGUUUUGGGAGUUGAAGAAUGGAAUCCUUGGGAAGUUGAUGAGAAGAAUUAUUUGCAGCAGAAAUCUGCAAGUAGCCUUCAGUUGCUGAAAAAGAUAUCAUUGCAACAGGAACCCACAGACUUCAGGGUACAAAUUUGGGGGAAAGCUGCUAUUGGACUUUAUUUGUGGCAGCACAUCUUUGAAGGUUUGCUUGAGCCUGCAGACAUAUCAGCUCAGUGGAGAGAAGGAAGCAUAAAAAUAGGAAAAUCACAUUUCAGUUUCAUCACAGGCCCAGCUGUAGUCCCUGGUUACUUCUCUGUAGAAUCUGAAACUGUCGUCUUAAUACUGAAUGGCAGAGAGGAAGGAAAGAUCUCCUACGCCACUCAGUGGCUACAUUAUGCACAAACGUUAGUGCAAACACACAAGCUGCAGCAUGUUGCUGUUGUGUUGCUUGGGAAUGAACAGUGCAACAAUGAAUGGAUUUAUCCUUAUUUAAAAUCCUAUGGAGGGUUUGUGGAACGAUUUUUUCUAGUUUACGACAGCCCCAUAGUGAAUGAAGAAGAUAUUUUUCAAUGGCCUCUAGGAGUAGCAACUUACAGACAUUUUCCUGUGGUUGAACCGAGUUGGUCAAUGCUCCAAAGACCAAGAUCAUAUCAGUGUAACUUCUUAGGAACUGUUUAUAAGAAUUCAACUAGAGAAAUCGUAUUGGAGGUAUUGAUGCAAAGUGGGCUUCACAAGCUCUGUUGGAUUUCAGCCAGAGAACAGUGGACUCCUCAAGAAACCAAUGAGAGUUUGAGAAUCUAUCAAGAUGCAUUGUUAGACAGCGAUCUCACGUUAUGUCCAGUGGGAGUAAAUACCGAAUGCUAUAGAAUCUAUGAGGCUUGUUCAUUUGGCUCUGUUCCUGUGGUAGAAGAUGUAAUGACACCAGGCAAUUGUGGAAAUUCAUCUGUGCACCACAGAGCACCACUGCAAUUACUAAAGUCCAUGGGAGCUCCCUUUAUCUUUAUUAAAAACUGGAAAGAGCUUCCUGCUGUUUUGGAAAAAGAGCAGAAUAUGACUCUACAACAAAAGAUUCAAAGGAGGAAAAUGCUUAUGGAAUGGUAUCAGCAAUUCAAAGCACAGAUGAGACAAAAAUUUAUUAGCACAUUAGAAAAAUCAUUCUUACCUAAGGGUAAAGGUGAUUGAUUAUGACUGUAUGAACUGAAGAAUGGUUCUUGCAACUUUUCAGUGAAAUGUCAUGCAUUUUUUUUAAAAAAAUAUUUCUUUCUCACAUUUUGUAAAUAAAACAUAAAAUCAUCCAGGAAAAAUAAAUGUGUAUCUGUAAUGUAGAAAUGCUGCAUGAAUGCUGGCUCUUCCCAACAUGUGUACAGACAGAUAAAUUUAUUUAAAAUACCCCUUUUUGUUGUGGUCUUUAAGCCCACUUGCCUGGGAGGAAGCUUAUUUAAAGGCAGAAGAUGUGCACUGUGUGAUAUGUGUAGGGUAUUUUUCAUUACCUGUACAUUAUGUAAUAAUAUUUGGAUGCUGUUUUUAAUUAUUAUUUUUCUUUUACUCCACUAAAAUAAAUUACAAAGAUUUCAGUUUGGAAAACAGAUCUCACUAAGGGAACAAUUGUUUUCAUUCUGUCAAUAAAAUUAAGGUAGUUAUGGUAAAUUAUUCAGCUGUUUUCAUGGCGGGGUAGAAAUUCACUAUCUGAAAAUGGUACAAAGAAGGAUAACAAGCUUUUAAUUAGCUUUUUAGAGGAUGGAAUAAAGGUUAAAGCAUAUU